AUGGAGAAGACGCAAACUCCAACUGCGCCCGUCGCGCAAGAUCUCGAAGCCCCCAAUGCCCCCAUCAAACAAUCCAGCAUCGUCCACAAAUGGCAGCAAAACCUCUCAACCACCCACGCAGAUCUAGUCUGUCUCCUCCUCUGCUUCCUUACCGGCCUAUGCGAUAGCAGCGCCUACAACGCCUGGUCCUGCUUCCUGGGAAUGCAAACUGGAAAUACCAUCUUCCUCGGCCUCGGCGCGUCAAACCAACCAGCCAGUAAGCCAUGGGGCUGGCUCAAAUCUCUCGUGUCCAUCCUCUCCUUCUUCUUCGGCGCAAUGAUCUUCUCAAUCGCAAUGCGCAGCGUCGGCGCUCUCCGCCGCGGAACUCUCUUCGUCUCUUUCUUCAUCCAAAUGCUUCUUAUCAUCAUCGCCGUCGCUCUCAUCGAAGCCGAUCUCAUCCCCCACACUUCCAAAGACUCCAGUCUAGACGGAGGCCCCUUGUUCCUCGAGCUGAUCCCCAUCGGCCUGCUUGCUUUCCAGUCCGCUGGUGGAAUGACCUGUAGCCGGGCACUUGGGUACAAUGAGAUUCCGACCGUGGUGCUGACGAGCGUCUACUUUGAUGUUGCCUCUGAUCCGAAGAUCUUGGAUAAGCCCACUGCGAAUGUUAAGCGCAAUCGUCGCGUUGGGGGUGUCGUCGCGCUGCUUAUUGGCGCUAUUGUGGGUGGUUGGUUGAGUCGUAGUAGUGGGGGCAUGGAGUCGGCACUUUGGAUGGCUGCUGGCUUGAAGUUCGUUGCUGCUUUCGGGUGGUUGUUCUGGAAGGCUGCACCAGCGAAAUAA
Penicillium soppii is the source of this 816-nucleotide messenger RNA. Its product is annotated as YoaK family protein. The transcript has 2 exons. NCBI's taxonomy places the organism in Eukaryota, Fungi, Ascomycota, Eurotiomycetes, Eurotiales, Aspergillaceae. Bases 1 to 816 code for a protein of 271 amino acids. The record is from RefSeq and is a predicted model, not a curated record.